Molecule: messenger RNA, 1303 nt
Organism: Vitis vinifera (wine grape)
Lineage: Eukaryota; Viridiplantae; Streptophyta; Magnoliopsida; Vitales; Vitaceae
Exons: 2
Coding region: 797-1303 (168 amino acids)
Source: RefSeq, a predicted model, not a curated record
UCAAGGAAGCAGGGGAAGGCUUUUGCUGAGUGGGGAAAAGCUACAGACUCAAGUGCUUAGAGUUGAGCAAUCCUCCUAUUCAGGUACAACCAUCGUAUGCUCUGUUUUCCCAUUUUUGCAUCAUUCUGCUCUUUUAUUUCGCUGAUAGUUGGUUUUGAUGAUUGAGAGUGGGCAUUAGAGAUCAUACAUAUCGGAGUCGGUCUACAUACACUUUCUGUUCGUUUUUUUCGGUUUUUAUAGAAACAGAAAUCAUGCUUUGUUUCUUUGCUUUGUUUUGGUCUUUGUUGUGUUUGAGAGUAUCCCAGUCGCUGGGUUGGCCAUCUUGGUUGGGGGUGUUUCUGGGAGAGCACCAUGAGAGCCAUUUUUCAUGUUGUUGGAAAUUUCCGGAUGUUUGAGAGCCAUGUGGACCACAUUGGAAUGCUUAGAGAUGCUGAUUGGAGUCUACAACAAAGUUGCAAAAGAAAUGGGACAAUAUUUACCAGCAGCCGAUACCCAUCACCAUACCCACAUCAUCAUUUUUUAAUACCCACUAACCUACGUUCAGCUCAUCACCUCCUUCACCACACCACCCCCCUCACUCUUGGUUCACUUCCCUCCCCUUCUCACGUACAUGGAGUCUUAUGCGCAUGGCCACCUUCAUCUCAUCAUGCCUUCCACCAUUCAUUUCUCACUCAACUUCUUUCUUCUCCACUCCAUUCUCUCAUCCACAACCACAACAACAACAACAACCCCAUUGUUUCAGUAGCCUAGCUCCACUGGUUUUGGACAUCGAACCCUAUUCGCCGCGCCGCGGUCGAUGUCGGCUCCCCAGUUGACCACUCAGAUGGCUUCCGUGGCGCCCCUGCCACUCUUACUAGCUAAUCGUGACGCUCCUGUGAUCGCUUCCGAGGUCGUCAUAGAGGUCGACGAGUUCGAUAUCUGGAGCUCCUCCCACUCCGCCUUGCCCAAGUUCCGCAAGCCUGUUUCGAGUUCACGACUCGCGAAAAAGCCGUCGAAGCGUGGAGAGUCAGGCGAUCGUAGCACCGUGAUGGUCAGCUCGCUGCCGGUAAACAUUCCAGACUGGUCCAAGAUCCUUAGAGAGGAUUACAGAGAUAAAAAUAGGAAAGAGAGAGCUGCAAACUCCAGUGAUGCUAAAACUAUGAGCUUCCGGUUUGCUGGGAGAGCUGUUUAUAUUGCAAUAUGGGUGGCUACUGGAAAUGGUUUGCUGGGAACUUGGCAUCAAUGUGGUGCUGCUGGUGCUCCGCCUUUUCUAUUUGUUAUUCCUUAUAUUAUGUUUGUACACAUUGGGUUGUACACUCCAUAA